Molecule: messenger RNA, 1422 nt
Organism: Suncus etruscus (white-toothed pygmy shrew)
Lineage: Eukaryota; Metazoa; Chordata; Mammalia; Eulipotyphla; Soricidae
Gene: BPIFB3
Product: BPI fold containing family B member 3
Exons: 15
Coding region: 1-1422 (473 amino acids)
Molecular function (GO): lipid binding
Source: RefSeq, a predicted model, not a curated record
AUGCUGGCUGUGUGGUCUCUGCUUCUUCUUGGGGGUCUAGUGACCCCCAGCCAUGGGCUGCUUGAGACAGUGGGUACUCUUGCACGGAUCGACAAGGACGAACUCGGCAAAGCCAUCCAGAACUCACUCGUUGGGGGACCCAUUCUGCAGAAUGUGUUGGGAACCGUCACUUCCUUGAACCAGGGCCUCCUGGGCUCUGGUGGACUGCUGGGAGGAGGCGGUCUUCUGAGCUAUGGAGGAAUUUUUGGUGUGGUUGAGGAGCUCUCUGGGCUGAAGAUCGAGGAGCUCACGCUGCCACAGGUGUCUCUGAGGCUGUUGCCUGGGGUUGGGGUGCAGCUGAACCUGCACACCAAGGUGGGCCUGCACGGCUCCGGCCCUCUGGGGGGCCUCCUACAGCUGGCUUGCGAGGUGAACGUGUCUUCACGGGUGGCUCUGGGCGUGAGCUCAAGGGGUACCCCCAUCCUCAUCCUCAAGCGCUGCACCACACUCCUGGGCCACAUCAGCCUGCUCUCAGGGCUGCUGCCUGCACCGCUUUUUGGAAUUGUGGAACAAACACUCUUCAAGGUUCUUCCAGGACUGCUGUGCCCCGUGGUAGACAGUGUGCUGGGUGUGGUGAAUGAGCUUCUGGGAGCUGUGCUGAGUCUGGUGCCCCUUGGGGCUCUUGGGUCCGUGGAGUUUACUCUGGCCACACUACCCAUUAUCUCUAACCAGUACAUAGAACUGGACAUCAAUCCCAUCCUGAAGAGUGUUGCCGGUGAUGUCAUUGACUUCCCCAAGCCCCGACUCCCUCCGGUGAAGGUGCCCCCCAAGGAAGACCACACGUCGCAGGUGACUGUGCCGCUGUACCUCUUCAGCACAGUGUUCUCGCUUCUGCAGACCAACGGGGCACUCGACAUAGAUAUCACUCCAGAACUGGUUCCCAGCAAUGUCCCGUUGUCAACCACAGACCUGGCAGCUCUGGUCCCUGACGCUCUGGGGAAGUUGCCGCCUGGCCAGAAACUUCUGCUUUCGCUGCGUGUGAAGGAAGCACCCACAGUCACACUUCAGAACAAGAAGGCCACAGUCACCAUCCCAGCCAAAAUUCACCUGCAGGCCCUCCAGGCCAAUGGGACCCCCGAAGCCCUCUUCGAUCUGAGUGGGGUCAUGACUCUGAAUGCUCAAUUGGCGCCCUCAGCCACCAAGCUGCACAUUUCCCUGUCCUUGGAGAGACUCAGUGCCAAGCUGGCUUCCUCUUUUGCUCAUUCCUUCGAUGCAUCUCGCUUAGAGGAAUGGCUCAGCCAGGUCAUGCGGGUGGCCUAUGUGCCCAAGCUUAAUGUGGACUUAGAUGUUGGAAUUCCCCUGCCUAAAGUUCUGAAUGUCAAUUUUGCCAACGCUGUUCUGGAUAUCAUAGAGAAUGCAGUUGUGCUGACCGUGGCAUCCUGA